Messenger RNA from Symbiodinium sp. CCMP2456, 399 nucleotides. The record is from the annotation of a GenBank genome assembly. NCBI's taxonomy places the organism in Eukaryota, Dinophyceae, Suessiales, Symbiodiniaceae.
AACUGGCGGCUGGAGGAGGACUCCGACGAGGACGCCCGACUCAACCUGACGAUCACGAGCCCCAACACGGCGUUCUGGACGCUGAUCGUCUACGCCGAGGCGCUCGACCUCGACCACGUACUCGACCAGACGCUAGCAGCGCUGCGGGAGGAGUAUCCGGAGAUCGAGAUUGCCGACGCCGAUCAAGAGAUCGCCGGCCAGUCGAUCCGCGGCAAGGACGCCUCGUUCUUUUGUCUCGACCUGACCAGCACCACGCGGCUGCGGGCCCUCCACCGCGGGGCGUCGACGUACUUGAUCCUCAGUCAGGCGGAGGACCGUGAGAUGAAGGUUGCGGGCGCCGUCUUCGAUGCGAUCACGCAGAGCCUUUUGGCGGGGACCGUGCCUCUUGGCGGGGAGUAG